Molecule: messenger RNA, 1378 nt
Organism: Amorphotheca resinae ATCC 22711
Lineage: Eukaryota; Fungi; Ascomycota; Leotiomycetes; Helotiales; Amorphothecaceae
Exons: 6
Coding region: 1-1236 (411 amino acids)
Source: RefSeq, a predicted model, not a curated record
AUGUUGUGGACUCCUAUCGUAUUCAUAGUGUCAGUAUUACUUAGCUCAACAUGGGCAGGUAGCACUUCUUCAAAGUCCGCCGCCAGCACUACCGCGAGCGGGCCGGCUGCAACGCACACAUGCUUGGUUGGUGCGGAUGGAUUCAAUUUCAGUCCUAACCAAAUGUACGCGAAAGUUGGAGAUAUCAUCGAAUAUCGGUUCUAUCCUUUAAACCACUCAGUGGCAAGAGCAGGUUUUGGAAAUAAUCUAGCAUGUCUGCCCUACGAAGACAGCGGGCAGGGUUUGGUGGGCUUCUGGAGUGACUUUCAACCUGUCGCUGUUGUUCUAUCAAAUCCUCCGAUAUUUCGAUUGCUAAUUAAUGAUACUGAACCCGUAUUCUUCUAUUGCUCUGCUCCUGGAGCUUGCCAGCAGGGCAUGGUAGGAGUCAUUAACCCUAACUCGAGCUUCACCUAUCAAGACCAGCUCGCAUAUGCCUUGAACACAUCCAUUUCCUUCAGUCCCCUCCAAUACUUCCCUCCCGAAGUAGCAAUAACACGAAGUACCACCGCCACAGGCGCAACCAUGACGCCUACGCCCGUACGCACAAACUCACCUCCCACUGCUCCCACCUCCAAAUCCUCUCUCUCCACCGGCGCCAUCGUGGGGAUUGUUAUAGCAGGAAUCAUCGUCGUGCUCUUAGCCGCAGCCCUGCUCUACACAUGCGGUCGACAAAAGACCCUAGGCGAGAUCCUUCGACGCUCGCACACCCCCGCACCGAAUACAUACCAGCCCACCACUCCCGGCAUCUCCGAGGUCACCUAUCCGAAUAUCCAGAAACAGCGCUUGGCUUCUGAUAUCAUGAGCGGGCAAGCCGGUACCAGAAAUGUUGCUUACGCACAGGGUACUGAAGUGGAUAGUUAUCGUAGUGGCAACCCUCUGGGCAAUGAGAGGAUCAUGACGCACAAUGUCAUGAAUCAAGGAGGGUUCAUGAAUGGACACUCGACUCCAAACAGUCCGGACCAGGCGGCUCCGAGCCCGCUGUAUACUCCUCCGCAACAGGAGAUGGUCCAUGGAGGGGGGUUGAGACCCUAUAAUCCGUACCCACUGGCUGAGGAAUCAGGCCCGCACGAGCUGCCAGCUAACUCCAUAAACCCUCGUGAUCUCAGACCAUCGAUUCCGUACUCCCCAAAACCAUUCUCCUUUGCAGAAAGCGAGAGCGGGUAUCGCAGGGACGAGAAGAUUGAUAACGCGUUUUGAUUAAGAAAUGGCUAGGGAUGCAGAAGAACGAGAAGGCCUGCUUCGAGAUAUCAUAGGGAUAUUCCAAACUCUUCGGGAGAUUUAUCGAGUCCCAAGGCGCUACUGCUCUUUAUUUUUCAUACAAGAGAGCCAUCUCGCCCAC